Messenger RNA from Hippocampus zosterae (dwarf seahorse), 1403 nucleotides. RefSeq lists its product as uncharacterized. Lineage: Eukaryota; Metazoa; Chordata; Actinopteri; Syngnathiformes; Syngnathidae. The coding region runs from base 364 to 1245 and encodes 293 amino acids. The transcript has 3 exons. The record is from RefSeq and is a predicted model, not a curated record.
GUUUAAAAAGCGCAAACUCAUUCUUAGAAAACAUCAUUCGCGAUCUGUCGGCAAUUUGUGCGCCUCGUCAACAUAGCGAUGGUGCAAAUAUGGAGUAUAAGUAAUUGGAGUCAUUAGCUAAGUGGCUGAAUAUGAAUGGACCGAGUCGGCGCUCGUCGGGGCGCCUCAUUAUGCAAGCGCAUUAAAAGAAAGCGGCAGGGGGUCAAGUGGGCACGAACAAAAAGAGGGGCAGGGAUCGGGACGACGGCCAGGAUUCAAAUUCUAAGUGGAAAGUUGUUGCCAUUGUGAGUCGGGAUAUAAAGCAGGCGAGGCGUCCAACCCGGCGGAGGAGAGAAGCUGCAGUUCGGAAAAAGAAGGACCACCAUGGCCUCCGCGCACACCCACCAUUGGAUUGCUUUACUUCUUAUCUCCGCGAUUACCAGCGAUAUGGGAGUACGAGGCCGCGCAUUGGACGCGCAUGGAUUCGUAGCACCGUCACCGGGGAGGUCGACUGGGUCCCCGAGACCGUCUUUACGCACGGACCUCCUAUGGCGCUGGAGGCGAGGGGCCGCGGAGGCACACCGCGAGCGCUGCGCGGAGCUCACGGCGGCCUGGCAGGAAAGCUGCAAUCGUAAUAGCCGGGAUAAUUCCACUGUGGUGCGCCUCGGUGUCAGGCCUCUGUCUGCCUCUGGACCUUCCGGGGGGUUGGUGUUCCCAGAGAAGCCCCUCUUCAGCCUCGUGCGGCGGGUCUAUCGGUGUUGUCAGGAGGGACUCAACUGCAGGAGCGUCAAAGGGCUCCAGGGCCGUUUAAGACGAGGUUCGGAUGUCGAAUUCCUCAUCACCAGGGAGGUCUUAUCAUUGAUCAUAAAGAGAGCCGAGCUUCACCUUCAGUUUGCGAAUCCGCAACAGGUGGACAUACAUCCUGCACUUCUGUCCUUGGCAAAGAGCAACCUUCCGACAAGAUUUAUUUCAAAAGCCCGCGGUAACACCGUGGAGUUGCGCGUGGAUCUGCUGUUCCUGUUCCAGAGUCUUCAAGAGGCGGCGGGUGGUCUCGGAAGAGGUCGCCACGUGGUGAACAUGCGGAAAGUCAUGCUUUCUCCCUCGCUUAAAAAACUGGCUUCAGUGGAUCUCCAGGACAAUGGCGGAGACGUGUGGGGGGAGCUGGGCUUGGCCUUGGGCUGCAGUCGGGACGGAGUUGACGUGCUCUGCGAAAGCAGCGGGGUUGGCCUCCUCCACACGCCUUUCAUAACCCUCUACUACCGAUGAAGUCAAACUGAACAGAUACUGGACUCAAGUCGACCGAGCCUUUCACUUUUGAUCUCAUCAAAUUAAGACUAAUCUGAAAUGAUGCACUUCUUACUCAAAUAUAUUAACUUAUAAAUGUUAUGGUUUGUAGAAAUUAUAUAAAUAUAUAUACACCUGAA